CACAAGCACAGUCAGCAGCAGGACAGUGACACAGGCUGGACUGGGGGGAGACAGACUUGGUCGCUGGACAUGGCACAACUUCAGCAAGAUAAGCAGGAAAAAGAAGAAAAAGUCAGCAUGGGGGCUAUAACCAAAGAAAUUGAUCUGGUGCAAAGGGAUCCCAAAAAUAUUAACCAGGAGGUUGUGCAGAUUGACUUUGAGGAUGUAAUUGCAGAGCCAACUGGUACUCACAGCUUUGACGGUGUAUGGAAAGCCAGCAGUACGACCUUCACAGUCACCAAAUACUGGUGCUAUCGGGUGAUGUCCGCCAUCUUUGGUUUGCCAUUGGCACUGAUCUGGGGUUUCUUGUUUGCCUGCCUGUCCUUCUGCCAAAUUUGGGCCGUGGUUCCCUGUGUUAAAAGCUACCUGAUUGAAGUACAGUGCUUGGCUCAGUUUUAUGCUCUUUGUGUCCGUACUUUCUGCGAUCCUAUUUUCGAGGCAGUGGGAAAAGCUCUUGGUGGAAUUCGUGUGGCUUUGAGAAAAGAGGCCUAGUGGCAUGGAGUAUCUCUUUAUCUAACCUUGUACUCCAAGAUUUGAAGACAAAUGGACACUCACAUGUAUAUAGGGCACAGACAUUUUGGUUUACCCACUUUGAUGCCAGCUUUGUUGGCGUUACUAUCCAGGCACUGAAGACAAACUCUGCCACUUUAUGGGAGCAAAACAGUAAAUAAAAACAAUAGCCAAACAAGGGGUAUAAAUACCACAUUUUAUUUGCAUUGCUCUGUGAGCUCAAGAUACACAAAUAGCGAGAAGUUGGUUGGAAGAAACACCACAGAGAUUCUGAGAGUUCUGUGACUCAACUCAGAGUAAUAAACCAGCUCUGUGGAAUCUUUAUGGUGGCAGUCAUAUAUUAAGCAGUGCCAUGUAUUCAUUCCCCCCAUCCCAUAGGGAGGACUCCAUAGCAAAUUCAAAUAAUAGGACGACGAAGAAGCAAAUUAUUAGAAUAUACAGCUCUUUGAAUCUGUAACACACAAAUAACAUUGCACAAGUCAGACUGUGGAGUUUUCCAAAUGGGUUGGCAAGCCAACUAGCAGAGUGCUUCAAUAAAGAGUUCUUUAGGAUAAAGCCAGGACAGUACACAGCUUUGCGGGGGGGGGGGGGGUGAGGAACGGCGGAACGUACAGAAUGAAAGUCUUCUUACAAGAGCAGGGAUUCCAAAGCAAACCACAAGAGACAGUCUAACAAUAAGCAACGAGGCACCCCAGCCAUCUUUUGUGCAUUAACAUGGGAAAGUCUGUUAACCUCCAAGCUGCCUCAUGGACAUUAUUAACUAAUUUCCAAAUGUGGGGGGAAGAGUAAUAAUAAAAAAAAAAUUACUAAAUAAAAAUUUGUGUUGCCAGAA
Molecule: messenger RNA, 1381 nt
Organism: Bombina bombina (fire-bellied toad)
Lineage: Eukaryota; Metazoa; Chordata; Amphibia; Anura; Bombinatoridae
Product: caveolin-3-like
Exons: 2
Coding region: 70-531 (153 amino acids)
Biological process (GO): regulation of membrane potential; caveola assembly
Cellular component (GO): caveola
Molecular function (GO): transmembrane transporter binding; molecular adaptor activity; connexin binding
Source: RefSeq, a predicted model, not a curated record